CGCGGAAGCGCUGAACGUUAUAGCCGGGGUCAUGUUAUUUCGAAUUAUUCAAUGACCGAGUUAUUUUCUUACUGUGGUGCAGGUGCGUCAUAACAACGAAAUGGAAAGUAUGGGCUUCGUCGCUGGUUGGGGACAGAUUUACAAGGAACCACUGUAUUAGUAAAACCAUCAACCAUGUAUCUAUCUCACCCAAAAAUACCAUCAAAGCCUGUAAAGAGUGCUCUGCCAGUUUUUGGGAGCAUUAGCAGAAGUCCGAGAACACCUGCCUCCUCCUCCCUAUACUCCGAGUCCAGUGAUGGGGGCUCAAAGGGAGUGCAGUAUUCAGACACUUUUGUAAGUGAAUCUGGGAUUCCAAGUGUGGGUUAUCAAAGGAAAAAGACCCCAAGAAAAACCAUGAUUAGCUUCAAAGAAAAUGAUGUGACAGAAACAAUAGAAACUGAAAUUCCUUUUACAGGGCGAUCAGUUACGGAAAUGCCUUUCACGGAGAGGAAUGGCAAGUCCCACACAGAGAGAGCUACGACAGAAAUUGAGACUUGCAUAUCAGAGAACGAAAGCGAGAAGUUUGUUACAGUGACAGAGAGAAUUCCUUCCCUGUCGGAGACAAAAUCUAGUCAGUCAUUGUAUUCCAACACGUUUGAAAGUGACCAAUCUAAUCUGGAGGAUGAGAAAUCACCAGUCGUAUCAUCAAAGAGUGACCAAGAACAGACAAAAUAUGAUUAUUCAGACACUUUCCAUUCCACAGAGAACUCGAGUGGCCAACUUUUCUCUUCCAAGAGGGAUAGUAGAUCUUUCCAGGCAGAGACAGAUGAAUCAGAUGACAGCCAUUACUCUACAUUUACGGAGGAAUCAUUGACUGAGUCCAGUACAUUUAGAUCGUUGGAGGAGAGUGUUGCCUCGGCUUCCCCAACACCGGAAUCCUAUACACUCACAUUUGAAGAAGAGUCAGAACUGGACAGGGAAUACAGCACAGAUUUUGAGAAAAGUAGCUCCUUGAAAACAGACUACACUGACACGUUCCUCCCCACAGACAGUCUAGAGGACUCAGAAAAGAUACGGAAAGAAGCAGAGAUCAAGAAAAUCAGCCAGGAGGCGGAGGAGAACUUUGUGGCUACCAUGAUUACCCACAUAAAACAACAGCCAAUGAGAGAGACUGAUAUAUCUGUGCUGAUUGACAAAGAGUUGGAGGGACCAGAGUAUGAAGAACUAGACAAACAUGCCAGAAAAUAUAUCCACAAAAAGAUGAAGGUACUGAAAAAGAAACUCUACACAGGAGACCAAGACACGCCUUCUCUAGAGAAUGUUAACCAGUGGGAGAGUAAGAAAACUUGGAGCAUCUCAGACUAUGGAGUCCAUCCCUGUAUACUGGACAAACUCAGGCUUCAUAACUUCAUCCAGGAUAUGGAAAAGGCAGCUAAUACAGAAAUCCAUGAUCCUAAGAAGUGCAGAGAAUGCAGGGCCCACCAAUCUUCGUUGGAUGCUGCAGCUGCUGAAAGGAACUUCAUUCGAUUAAAAACACGAGAAGUUAGACAAAGGGAGAUGGAGGAUGCUUAUCAUAAACAUCUAGUCAAAAUGGAUUCAAUCAACUUGAUAGCAGACAUUGCCCGCUCCUUACCUAGGCCUACUGACGAUCCAGAAAAUAUUGAGGACCAGUUAUUCAAGGGACUUAACUUGUCUAAAUCAAUCUGUAACAACAGACUGUCUGCUACUUGAUGGUCUCAUAGCGAAAUGUUCUAUGUUAAUCCUCCCUGCUAGCCCAGCAGAACAGAUUUUCAACAAAAAGACAAGUUGCAACUUCAAGAGAAUGGUCCUGUAUUUAUUAGAUACCUGUAAAUAAUGUUUUGGCAGAAAUGUCAGAUGUGUACAUUUAUAUAUCAGAUAGCAAGUGAGAUAGACUGUGAAAGAUGGAACCCAUUUUAAGAUCAUCACUUUACAGUGGAAAAGUUGUGGUUUAUAGAAAAUAUGAAAUGAUGUGAUAAAGACUUUGCCAAAAUACAUUGUUUAGAAUUGAUGAUUUGAAAGUAAUAUCAAUAGAUAAUGAGUCAAAAUGGUUGGUCUUAUAUUUUUAGCUCAUCACAAUGAAGUUGGGGGGAACCUUGUGUUGGUUAAAAGAUUGCAGUGACCUUGAACAAUUGUUUAUGUCUAAGGUUAAUGUCAUAUCAUACUUGUGUGUAAAAUCCUUAUCCUGACCAUAACAUAUAAAAAGUUCAAGGUUACAAAAAUUAUUGUCUUAACAUAUUCUCUCCCCUUAGCCCUAUCUGGUUCAUUCUUCAUACAAUGCACUUUUAAUAAAGGGUUAUAGUGACCUUAUGCAUUUCUAGGUAAAAGGUUGACAUCAUAAGAGAUAUUUUAAAAUCCAGAUUUUUGUCAUAAAUUCUUGCUGAUUCUUUACCAAAAGAUUAUCUAUAGGUAGGAGAGUUGCAUUGACCUUGCAUUAUGUAUCUAUGUCAAGGUCAUAGUAGGCCUUUGUUUAAAAUCCUUGUCUUGACCCUACUACCCCCCCCCCCUUUCAUUAUUGCAGUAUAUUACAAAAUAAAGUGCUGUUGGAUUAAGGAUGUGCAAUGACCUUGAACUAAAAAGUAAAAGAAUCAGAGAUCAAAGCAAAGAUCUCUUAUAUGCUUUUGAUCCUAAUGUCCUUCUGAAAGCAGGGUCAGAUGAUAAGGUCACCUUCUCAAGGUGUCUAUUUUUUUUUUUAUAAUUUACACAGAUCAUUUUUAAUCAGAACUUAACAACUCUGGAUCUUGAAAAUGUGUGCAUGCAGAUUAUAUCUCAUUUGAAAAUAUAAAACCUUUGGACAUUUUUUCCUGUUCUACUUUGUUCUUCUGACAUUUGCCUGCAUAUCUGUAUAUAAGUAGCUACGGGAAAAAUUAAGGUUGACAAGUCAAAGGGCUUCGAUCAGUUCUUGCAUACAAAAACCUUGCAAUUUAUAGUGCAUAAAAACUCCAGUAAUUUUGAAACAAUUAUCCUUUCUUAUUACUGUAAAAAUUUCUUCAUAAAAAUUUGUAACUGCUCUAAAAUUAAAUCCUUCUCCAAGCAUGAAGGUGCAAAGGACCUGUGCUUUAUCUUGGUUUUUAUGGUGCUAAGGCUAAGCAGAUGGGAGUCACUACACCAGUCCAUUGCAGGUUAACCCUCAGCGUAAGCCUGUGCCCAAUUUCAGCUAAGUGGACCAAGACAAUGCAGGUAAAGUUUCUUUUUCAAGGACACGACACACAAGUGAUACAACAUGAAGUGACCACAGCUGGGCUUGAACCAGGAACCUUUAAAUUACUGGCCUAACUGAUGAGCCCUUGAGUUACAGAUUUGCAGCUUCGCAAUUUUCUGCCCUCAAAUCCUAAAAGCAAUACCAUUAUACAAAAUAAAUAAAGGCAACCACUUUAAAUAUGUGAUAAGCAUUUAUUCUUUUUCAAUUUUGAAAAUUGAAUCCAGUGGGACGGAGGAAAAUCUCAGAGACAGGAUAAGAUCAUUAUAAAAUAGGCAUAGUAUGUAAACUAACUACUUAGGAAUAUCACAAGUAUCGGUAGAUUUGUUGUAAUUUAGAGUAAACAAAAUUGUUAAUAUUUCUAAUUUGUUUAAACUAAAGUAUAAACUCUGAUUCAAAGUCCACAUAUUGAAAGGAUGCUGCAUUCUUGUUUUUAAUUUGCAGUUUGCAAUCAGUUUUGCAUAAUCCAAAUUUAUGGAAACAGGAAGAAAAGUUAAUAUAAAUUUACAAAAUUGCUAGCAGAUAAAUGUACCAGUCCAACCAUUUCAUGAUUAAAUUUGACUUUUACACUUUAACAUCCAAAUAAGCAAAAGUCCUUUAUAUCUCAUUUCAAACGCAUAAAUUCCAAGGAACAAUCACUUCCAAAAAUACUUAUUAAAAAGAACAACAUAUUUUUGCAUAACUAUUUCCACAAAUACAUUUUCACUGAUGAAUCAGCAUUGUAGCAGGCAAAUCAGUUGGGGCAGAUAUAGUUUAAUCUGUCAGAAAAAUUGAGGUACAACCUGUUUAUGACUAGACUUCGUAUCACAACUCUAAAAUCCAUCAGAUCCUUAACAGACUAAGAAUUUCUGACUCGGACAACGGUAAAAAAAAAACAAAAGAAGUAAAAAUGAUUUCACAUCUACAUUAAAAGCUGCAACAUUUCAAUAUGUUUACAACAUUCCACAACCAAUCAUUGUUAUUCUUUGAAAGUGCUUUUAAAAGUUGUUGGGACAUGGGAUAUAUAAAAAUAUAUGCAUUAAAAAAUCUAAUUUGGUCAUUUUUAACCAGAAAAAUACCCCAAAAUAGAUGUAUAUGUUCUGUA
Magallana angulata is the source of this 4280-nucleotide messenger RNA. RefSeq lists its product as uncharacterized. Bases 175 to 1710 code for a protein of 511 amino acids. The record is from RefSeq and is a predicted model, not a curated record. NCBI's taxonomy places the organism in Eukaryota, Metazoa, Mollusca, Bivalvia, Ostreida, Ostreidae. The transcript is spliced from 9 exons.